AUGCAUGAAAUUAAUUUGUUAGAAAAGAUUGACUCAAAUAAACGAGCUGAACUUCUUUUAAAAAUUUGGGAACCAGAUCAUACUUUUAAAUUUCCCAUAACUGGGAAUCGAAAAUUGAAAUUUCAACUUAACUGGUUAAGAAAAUGGUCUUGGUUAACAUAUUCAAAAUUGCUUGAUGGUGCAUUUUGCAAGUUUUGUGUUCUUUUUAAAAGAAACGAAGGUGGUCGUGGUAAUCAAAAGUUAGGCAAACUCGUUUUAGAAAAAUUUUCUAAUUGGAAAAAAGCAAUUGAGGAAUUUAACAAACAUGAAGGCCUGGCUUUGAGAGGCCAUAAUGAUUCAGGACCCAUAAGUUUACAAAAUUCUCAAAUUUAUAAUGAAGGUAAUUUUAGAGAAUUGUUAAGAUUUAAAGUUGAAGCUGGUGAUAAAAAUUUAGCCAAUCAUUUAGAGACAGCUCCACGUAAUGCGACAUACCUUAGUCCAGAAAUUCAAAAUGAAAUAAUUAAUACAUGUUCUAGUAUGAUCAUCGAACAACUCGUUUCUAGAAUUAAUAGUGCAAAAUGUUUCACAGUAUUGGCUGAUGAAACAACAGAUAUUUCUGGAAUUGAACAGUUCUCGUUAUGUGUUCGAUAUUUAGACAUGUUGAAAAAAGAGAUGAGAGAAGAUUUUUUAAAAUUCGUUCCUGUUCAUGAUGUUACCGGAAUAGGAUUAGCAACUUCUCUUUUGGAUAACUUAAAAGAAUUAGGGCUUGAGUUGAAGUAUCUACGUGGUCAGGGAUAUGAUGGUGCUGCCGCUAUGAGUGGGCACUUUAAUGGUGUCCAAGCUCAUGUAACCAAAAAUUACCCUCUUGCUCAUUAUAUUCAUUGUAGCUCCCAUAGUUUAAAUUUGGCGAUUUCGGAUGCUUGUAAUGUUCAGUCCAUUAGGAACUGCACAGGAACUAUUCAGAAAAUUUGUGUCUUCUUUAAAUAUCCCAAAAGAAAUAAUGUCUUAACAGAAUCAAUAUCUUCUAUAUGUCCUUCUUCAAAUGCUAAACGUUUAAAAUUACUUUGUCCUACUAGAUGGGUGGACCGUCAUGAUUCUAUAAUUAUUUUUCUUGAUUUAUUUGAUGCUAUUAUUGACGGCCUAACAAAAGUAUGUUCUUGGUUUGAUAAGGAUUCAUCAUCAGGAGCAUAUCAAACAAAUGUUCAAAAAAAUCGUUGCAAUGUACAAGAAAAUUCUCCUGAAGAUUACUUUAGGAUUUCUAUAUUUAUUCCAUUUAUUGAUAGUUUUAUAAAUGAACUAAAUGAGCGAUUUUUAUCUCAUAAAACUAUGCUUAAAAAUUUUACUUGUCUUCUACCUUCCUUAAAUGGAAAAUUUGAAGAAGAAAAUAUAAAACAACUAAUUGAAAUGUACCAAGAUGAUUUGAACUGCAAUAAAUUAGCUGCAGUCGGAGAAAUAAGAACUUGGCAACAAAAAUUUGUCCAGACACAAGUUUUUCCAAAAAAUGCACUUGACGCUCUUCAAGAAUGUAAUGAAACAAUUUUCCCAUCAACUUUUAAAUUACUUCAAAUCUUAGCUACCCUUCCAGUCACUACUGCCAGUAGUGAAAGGUCUUUUUCUACAUUGAAACGAUUAAAGACUUAUUUGCGGAACACAACUUGCGAAAAUAGAUUAAACGGUUUAGCACUUUUAAAUAUUUAUAGAGAAAUAGUAUUACAGCCGGAAGACAUUUUGAAUAUAUUAGCCUCAAAAACGAGAAAAAUACGUUUAUUGUAA
This is a messenger RNA of Melanaphis sacchari, 1752 nucleotides long. Its product is annotated as zinc finger MYM-type protein 1-like. Bases 1 to 1752 code for a protein of 583 amino acids. Gene Ontology annotation, molecular function: protein dimerization activity. The record is from RefSeq and is a predicted model, not a curated record. The transcript is spliced from 4 exons. NCBI's taxonomy places the organism in Eukaryota, Metazoa, Arthropoda, Insecta, Hemiptera, Aphididae.